Rhododendron vialii is the source of this 1603-nucleotide messenger RNA. RefSeq names its product KRR1 small subunit processome component homolog. The transcript has 13 exons. Gene Ontology annotation, cellular component: nucleolus; small-subunit processome. Bases 160 to 1332 code for a protein of 390 amino acids. NCBI's taxonomy places the organism in Eukaryota, Viridiplantae, Streptophyta, Magnoliopsida, Ericales, Ericaceae. Gene Ontology annotation, molecular function: RNA binding. The record is from RefSeq and is a predicted model, not a curated record.
CUUAUCGGCCCAAAUUCAUUCAGUUCAAUCUCUCUCUCUCUCUUCGGCGACGGUGCUGGCGGCCGCCGACUUGCUACACAGGAGAGGUUUACAAUCAAUCAAAUAGCUUUCGGAAAAGAGUGAUUGAAGUGAAGUUGGGGUUUUUGGUUCCCAGUACAGAUGGGGAAUUCGGAUGAGAACGGAUUCAACAGCGACGAGGCAGAAGAGGCACAGUUGAAGACGACAAAAAAGCACAAGGGAAAGCACGACAAGCCCAAGCCAUGGGACGACGACCCCAACAUCGACCACUGGAAAAUCGACAAGUUCGACCCUUCUUGGAACGAAAGCGGCAUGCUUGAAGUCAGCUCUUUCUCUACCCUCUUCCCUCAGUACAGAGAAAAAUACUUGCAAGAAGCUUGGCCUAUUGUGAAAAGUGCUCUGAAAGAGUAUGGAAUUUCAGGUGAACUCAAUUUGGUUGAGGGAUCUAUGACUGUCUCAACCACUAGAAAGACGAGGGAUCCCUAUAUUAUCGUGAAAGCUCGGGAUCUCAUUAAACUUUUGUCAAGAAGUGUUCCUGCACCUCAGGCGAUCAAGAUACUGAAUGAUGAAAUGCAGUGCGACAUCAUCAAGAUUGGCAACUUAGUCCGCAAUAAGGAACGAUUUGUCAAACGAAGGCAACAUCUUGUGGGACCCAACUCAUCCACUCUGAAGGCACUGGAGAUUUUGACAGGUUGUUAUAUUCUUGUCCAGGGAAGCACAGUUGCUGCUAUGGGUUCAUUUAGAGGUUUAAAACAAGCUAGGAGGAUAGUGGAGGACUGCAUGCUGAAUAAAAUGCAUCCAGUAUACCACAUCAAGAUCCUCAUGUUGAAGAAAGAGCUUGCAAAAGAUCCUGCACUUGCAGAUGAGAACUGGGACAGGUUUCUUCCGAAGUUCAAAAAGAAAAAUGUUAAGCAAAAGAAAGUUAAGAGUAAAGAGAAGAAACCUUAUACACCUUUCCCUCCUCCACAACAACCUAGCAAGAUUGAUGAGCAACUGGAAAGUGGUGAAUACUUCUUAAGUGACCAAAAGAAGUCAGCAAAGAAGUGGCAGGAAAAGCAGGAGAAACAAACAGAAAAAACAGCUGAAAACAAAAGAAAGAGAGAAGCUGCUUUUGUUCCUCCAAAGGAACCCAUAAGGCAGGAUAUCGGUACAUCAAAUGCUGAAAAGAACGAUGUGGCUGCCAUGGCCAUGUCUUUAAAGAAAAAGGCUAAAGAGUUUGGAAAGCAGAAAUCUAUGGAGAACAUUGAUGCUGAAAAAUAUAUUGCUUCUGGAGACCAGCGUUCGAAAAAAAAAUCCAGGCACUAUGAGGAAUAGGUUACUGACUGAGUAGCUCCUGAAACUGUCACAUGCCAUGGAAGUUAGCCUAUUGAGUAGAUUCAGGCAAAAGUUAGGCGUGACAAUGAUGGUGUCAUUGAACUGUUGUUUACGAGGGUUCAAACUUUUCUUUUCCUAGAAAACUCUCUCAGGGCGUCGACCCUGGAAACUGUUGAAGAGAUUGUUUUGUAUCAAAUUAUGUCACCAAAGAUUGGUGACGUUUCAUUUUUUUUUUUCUCCCGCAUUUUAAUUAAAGGGAUGCUUCUCGACA